CAGCAGCAAAAGCAUGUCUGUGGAACUCAGCGAAGGCCUUCUCAAGGCGAGCAAAGCCGUCCAGCCGAUGGCACACUUACGUCUGCAUUGGAUGUCACUCCCUCUGUGUCCUGGUCUGUGUGAGUGCAGGGCGGUGAUUCGAGUGAGGCGGCGACACAGAGGCCGACGCGCGCCCCGACGGAUGAGGGGACUGUGCGGACGAAAUCCCACGUGCAUUUUCUUGACCUCGAUGACCGACCGUCAGAACGGGCCUCGACUGUCUCACACUCCACACAGGGGAUGGCUCUCAUACCCUGUGUGAUGGCUAUGAGAGCAAGGAUAAUCAAACACACGUACCUUGAGAUCACAAAGGGUAAGUCAAGGCAUACGUGCGAAAAAGACAUUGACUUCAUGGCACUGUUUUGCUCAUUGCAGGUGUGUUGGCGGAGAAGGAGGCGACGAUGGCCGAGCUGCUCCGGGGUGUGCACCAGCACAACAAAUACAACGUGGUCGAAGACAAGUGAGCGAAUGGCUGGUGAGUUGGACGAUGCAUACUGGCUGGCGCGGGCUGUUUCAUGCAGGGCAUCAGGCGCUCUCAAAAUUCGCGAUUUGCGACAGAUAUUCUCGGACUUCAGUGGCAGCCAAGCUUCUCUGGAGGUGCGACGGAACUGCAUCCUCAUCAACCUCCCGCCCAUCCGUGCCAUCAUCCUCCACGACACAGUACGGAUGGAUGGCCAUUCACAGUCAGGCACCAUUAAUCAUUCCCGCCUUUCAGGUGCUGAUAUUCCCCCUGGCUGGCGGUGAGGCUUUAUCUGCCCAAGAGGUGCUGCACCGGAGGCAGUCAGUGCUGACACUCGACAUCAGCUUCGAGACUCUACUUCCUGGUCUCAUAGAGGAGAUCUUCCCAGAGCACGACGAGAGGGCGCCGCAGCCCGAAGAGGAUCAACGGAUGACCGCGGUGCAGAGGCAGCAGGGCGGGAGGAUGCCCACAGCGUCUGGCGCCUCGCCUCUUUGUGGCCGCUGCUGAGUGACGUGACCGUUGCGCCGGUCAAGGAGCGUGACGGCAGAGAGGGGCGGGAGGAGGCCGAAAGAAAGCGAGCCAGCAAGAUCAGAGACUGCAUUGACAACGUGCUGCAAGUCUCCAAACAAAAGGUGUGUCACACAAAGAAAGGAGCAGGGAGACAGACAGACACGACGCCUCUGUGGGUAUGUAUGCAUUGGCCUCACCAGCACGGGGGCCUUUUGUCGAUCCCCUUUGAGUUUGCGGUGCUCGAGGCCAUUCUUGCAGAGGUUGUGGCCUUCCUGCAGGGCGACUUCAAGCCAAUCAAGACGGCCGUCGGUGAGAGAACUGGCCGCAUACACGGGAGCCGAUAAGGCGACCUGCACUGCUGAGUGCAGAUUACGCAUGCAGCGAGUUGGGGAGGAGCCAGGAGAGCUUCGCGUCGACGCGCACUGUGGAAGGGGUCAACCGCCUGAAGACUUGCCUCACUGCCCUGUCAUUCCGCGUCAAGGGCAUCAAGACGGCGAUCUCUGAAGUGAGUGGCUAAAUGUGACCUCUGUGUCAAGUGCACGCGUGUGUAUCCAUGUGUCCAGCUGCUGGACAACGAUGAGGAUAUGAGCAGGCUCGAGAUAUCCCGCUUCUACGAGGCAAGCCGAGGCAGAAAGGACACACAGAGAGGAUGGGACUAUUUUCUUACUCAUGCAUGCGCAGAGACCGAACGAGCGUCCAGUGCCGGUCCGCCACGGCAGCAUGAUGUUCGGCUCCAGCAUGGACAGGCGGCAGACCGCAGUCUCCCCAGUUCACGAAGAGCAGUCUUUUGCUGCCGCUACGGCCGCUGCCAGGGCUGCUGCGAUUGCGUCUCCAGGCAUACACACACACCUAUUACGGCCACCCACAGAUUCACCAGACAUCCAUCUGUGCGUCGGUGUGUGUGUGUGUGGCCUGGCUUGGUCCUUCCGUAGGUGUUAGUGAGGGUCAGAGCGGCGAGGGUGGUGUAGGUGGUGAGGGCGAGGAGUAUUCUUUGGAGGACGUGGAGCUUUUGCUCGAGUGCUAUAUCCAGGAGGUCCAGCUGCUGGAGGGCAAUAUUGCCCAUCUGCAGGAGGUCAGUCAGUCAGUCUGUGAGACACACAGAGACACGGCCACUGUGACUCAUUGGAUUGGUCAGACAUUGGACGACGUCCUUCAGCUGAUGAACCUGAAUCUUGCUACCGUCAGGAACAAGGUCCUGAAGGUCGAAGUAGGUAAGUGAUCAACCCGGCGAAGCACAAGUUCAGUCAUUCACGGCCUCUCUUUGUCGUGCAGGUCUGAAUGUGGUUAGCGUUCUGGUUGGCUUCGGGGCGUGCAUAGGGGGUGAGUAAUUAUGGGGAGGGGACAGAUGGAUGCGAUGCGUUCAUGGCCUCUGCCCUGUCUGUCUACAGGCCUCUUUGGCAUGAACCUUCGGUCAGUGACGACACACAAGGGAGACACAACAUGUCCAGGCCACGUGUGUUUAUGUUGCAGGAGCGAGCUCGAGGACAGCAUCUCCAUGUUCUAUGGGGUGAUGGGCGCCACGAUCGGCGUGUGUGUCAUCACGGCAGUGGCCGUAGGCGUGUUUCUCAAGCGAGCCCUCACUCUCUAGGCCAUGCGCGAACGCGGACCUACUUAGG
Messenger RNA from Vitrella brassicaformis, 2625 nucleotides. Lineage: Eukaryota; Vitrellaceae. The record is from the annotation of a GenBank genome assembly.